AUGGCCACCGCCACAAUACCUCACUUACCUGUCCUCGUAAUCCACCACGUCCUCCAAUUCCUUCCCACAAAACUUGCCAUCCGCAUGAGCUCCCUAUGCAAGCAAUGGGAAGGGCUGUGGUCAUCAGUCCCAGUUUUAGAUUUCGAAGAGGAGGACGAGCAUGCAAAGUUCAUCAAUUUUGUGGACAGGUGUUUGGAAAUUCAUGAGAAAUACGAGCACUUAGACAAAUUCCGGCUUCACAUGAGGUCCUGUUCAUAUGGAGACAAAUAUAAAUUCAACAAGUGGUUGGGUUUUGCAGUUGAAAGAAGAGUCAAAGAGUUAGAUAUCAGCUUCAGCUAUAGACACCCGGUCCUUGGCGUCACGUUACUCUUGCCCCUUCUUAAUGCAAAGUCUAUAACUAGUUUGAAUUUGGAGAAUGUGACCAUAGCGAACAGGGGUGAACCUAUAAGCCUGCCCUCAUUGAAAACUCUGUCCCUAACAACAGUGAGACUCCAAGCCUCGUCUGUGAUCUCCUCAUUGAUUUCAGGCUGCCCUUGCAUUCAGUAUUUGUCCUUAACUUCAUCUUCUUCCUCCGACUAUUAUAUAAUAUCCAUGCAGAACCUUCUUGAUGCAAAGUAUUUAACCUCCUUGAAUCUAGAGUUCGUCCAAAUAACGGAUGACAGUAAUAAUGAUCCUCCUAUAGGCCGCCUUCCCUGUUUGAAAACAGUGUCCCUCACAACUGUGAACAUGCAUUACGGGACUUUCGCCCAAUUAAUUUCAAGUAGCCCUUCCCUUGAGCAUUUGUCAGUAUCCAUAUUUUUCCCUCAUUAUUAUAUUUCACCUCAUAUUCUACCUUCCUCCAGUCUCAAAUCCUUCGAAGUUGGAAUUUUCAAUUCAGACGUGGUUCAAGUCAGUGGAGCUGAGAGUCUUGAAUCUUGUACCUUGGUUUUAGAAUCUCCAAAGCAGAUUAAGCGUAUACGGUUGGAUGGUUGCAACAACUUGAAACAUUUGAGCAUUCGUGCUCCGCCGCUCCCAAACUUUACACUACAACUGCAUGGUUGCAAACAUCUUGUGAAUGCCUCACUUGAUAUUCCAAAGUUGUAUUUUACUAGAAUCAGCUCCAAUGUUGAAUGGAGAAAUUUUUAUUCACUGGCAAAUUAUCUUGGAAAAUUUCAAAGUUUCGAGAAUAUAUCACUAUAUGUUGAUGAUGCUGAGAUGGCGGAAGCAAUCAAAGAGGAGUUGGAGCGACAUGCGAACAAAUGCAAAUCUGAUAAACUGCAGAUUUAG
Molecule: messenger RNA, 1266 nt
Organism: Prunus armeniaca (apricot)
Lineage: Eukaryota; Viridiplantae; Streptophyta; Magnoliopsida; Rosales; Rosaceae
Source: the annotation of a GenBank genome assembly